UAUUUGUGUUGGAUAGUUCUCUCCAACCUUUAAGUAACGAAACAGAUAUUACCGAUCUUUCGAUAUAAAACUAAACACACGGUGUGAUCAUUAUUUUUUUAAACACGAUUAUAUCGAUCGGUAUUGCUAUAUAAUACAGCUAUUAUAUACAAUUAUUAAAAUACUCAUCUAUUAUGAUGGACGAUUACAGCAUAGAAUUGGAUCGGGAAACCGGUCUUUAUUGCACGUUGCACUUAUUCACCGAUGUUACAAAUAUCUCCGAAGUAUGCAAAGAAGUUAUAACCGGUAAGCUUCGUUGCUGUGUAGUGAAAGCUUCGCUCGUGGCCGACGCUUUUCAAGCGGUAGUAGCCGCGAACAAAGCCGCUCUCAAUGCCAAGCAAAGUCGAUUGGUCACCAAAACCGUGUACACUGAAGUUUUAUUUUGCCUGUCCAUGUCCAAGAACAUUUCACGUUCUUUGAUCGAGUUCGGUAUCAGUGACAAUGAUAAAAAUAUUCUGGUGAUACUGAUACACAAGGCAGGUGAAGAACAAGCUAUGUUAAAAGAACUUUUGAGGUGCAUCAAAGGAGAGCGAAUAGCCAUUUCGAGGAUACAAGAGUUUACAGAUACAAAUCUCGUGAAGAAAACUUACAAGAUAGAUGAAGACGAAUUGCGCAUUUCUAAUCUCACCGAUGCCGUUGUAUCAAGAAUUAGUUGCAAAGAAAUUAUGCUAUCAAAGUAGAGAACAGAAGAGGACAGAAAAAUGCAGCAAAAUAAAUCUAAAUGUCAAUUAUCAUUAAUGAUAUAACAGAAACUUUAUUUGACAAAAAUAUAUAGGUUUAAAUAAUUGUUAAACGUAUAAAUAUGUCAAUGAAGCAGUUUGUAUACUUUCGUACUUGUUUAAAUUAUAAUUACUAUAAUUCCUUGAA
Messenger RNA from Pseudomyrmex gracilis, 906 nucleotides. RefSeq names its product EKC/KEOPS complex subunit TPRKB-like. Gene Ontology annotation, cellular component: nucleus; cytosol; EKC/KEOPS complex. NCBI's taxonomy places the organism in Eukaryota, Metazoa, Arthropoda, Insecta, Hymenoptera, Formicidae. Gene Ontology annotation, biological process: telomere maintenance via recombination; tRNA threonylcarbamoyladenosine modification. Bases 174 to 719 code for a protein of 181 amino acids. The record is from RefSeq and is a predicted model, not a curated record. The transcript has a single exon.